Abrus precatorius (Indian licorice) is the source of this 1991-nucleotide messenger RNA. RefSeq names its product probable nucleoredoxin 1. Bases 43 to 1749 code for a protein of 568 amino acids. Gene Ontology annotation, molecular function: thioredoxin-disulfide reductase (NADPH) activity. The record is from RefSeq and is a predicted model, not a curated record. The transcript has 4 exons. Lineage: Eukaryota; Viridiplantae; Streptophyta; Magnoliopsida; Fabales; Fabaceae.
UAUUUGUGUUGUGUUGUGAGUGCCAAGUUGUUAGUGACUAAGAUGGCAGAAUCUGUGGAUGUCACACACGAUGUUCAUUCCCUUCUCUCUUCUCCGGAGAGGGACUUUCUUCUUCGUAACAACGGCGAUCAGGUUAAAAUUGACAGCUUGAAGGGAAAGAAACUUGGUUUAUAUUUUUCGGCAUCAUGGUGUGGUCCGUGUCGAAGAUUCACACCGACUUUGGUGGAGGUGUACAAUGGAGUGGCUUCCAAAGGUGAUUUUGAGGUUGUUUUUGUCACAGCUGAUGAGGAUGAUGAAUCCUUUAAAGGUUACUUUUCCAAGAUGCCAUGGCUUGCAAUCCCAUUUUCUGACUCAGAGACUCGUAGUCGCCUUGAUGAAUUGUUUCAAGUGAGGGGGAUUCCCCAUCUUGCAUUACUUGAUGAAACUGGGAAAGUUGUUACUGAAGAUGGAUUUGACAUUAUCCGCGAGUAUGGAGUUGAAGGAUACCCUUUUACAUCGGCAAGGAUCCAAGAGUUAAGAGAUCAAGAGGAGAAAGCUAGGAUGAAUCAGUCCUUGAGAUCUGUAUUGGUGUCUGCAUCCCGUGACUUUGUUAUAUCAUCUGAUGGAAACAAAAUACCUGUGGCUGAGCUUGAAGGCAAGACAGUUGGUCUGUAUUUCUAUUUGUCUUCUCACAGAUCAUGCAUUGACUUUACUCCACAACUUGUGGAGGUUUGUAAUAAGCUGAAGGCCAAGGGGGAGAACUUUGAGAUUGUGUUGAUACCCCUUGAUGAUGAUGAAAAUUCAUUCAAGGAAGGAUUAAAAAGUAUGCCUUGGUUAUCCUUGCCUUUCAAGGAUAAAACCUGUGAAAAGCUGAUUCGGUACUUUGAGCUUUCAACCCUCCCCACUUUGGUUAUUAUUGGACCAGAUGGGAAAACCCUUCAUUCUAAUGUUGCAGAGGCUAUUGAGGAUCAUGGGGUUGCUGCAUACCCAUUCACUCCUGAAAAGUUUGUCGAGCUCGAUGAAAUAAUCAAGGCCAAGGAGGCAGCUCAAACCCUUGAAUCAAUUUUGGUAUCUGGAGAUCUAGAUUUUGUCAUUGCGAAAGAUGGGGUGAAGAUUCCAGUGACUGAAUUAGAGGGGAAGAUCAUCCUCCUCUACUUCUCAGCCCACUGGUGUCCUCCAUGCCGUCUCUUCCUUCCAAAACUUAUUGAUGCAUAUCAUAAGAUUAAGGCAAAGGACAAUGCAUUUGAAGUCAUUUUCAUCUCAAGUGACAGAGACCAAGCCUCCUUUGAUGAAUUCUUUGCAGGAAUGCCAUGGUUGGCACUUCCCUUUGGUGACUCAAGGAAGAAAAACCUGAGUCGCAAAUUCAAGGUAUCUGGCAUCCCCAUGCUUGUGGCCAUUGGAUCAAGUGGCCAGACUGUCACAACAGAAGCGCGACAUCUCGUUGCACUUUAUGGGGCUGAUGCUUAUCCUUUCACUCCGGAGAGAUUAAAACAAAUAGAGGCAGAAAAUGAAGAGACUAGGAAGGGGUGGCCUGAGAAGUUGACGGAUGAAACACACAAGCAUGAACUUGUGUUGACGCGCCGCAGGAUUUAUAACUGUGAUGGUUGUGAUGAAGAGGGACGUUUAUGGUCUUACUACUGUGAAGAGUGUGACUUUGAUCUCCAUCCAAAAUGUGCAUUGGAGGACAAAGGUAGCAAAGAUGAUGACAAGGAAGAAGUCAAGUCCAAAGAUGGAUGGGUUUGUGAUGGAGAAGUUUGCACUAAAGCCUGAAAUCUGCUUGUUAUAUUUUGGUGAUUAAUUGUGUGUAGUUUUCUUGCGUGUGAUGGCAGUUAAAGGCCUUUUCUAGUAUGUCUUGUGGUUAUGAGUUAUGUAAAAUAAUUUGAAUAAAUCUUUAAUAUAUGGUUUAGUCUUUGUUCCUUCUUUAUUACUCGGCCAAAAAUUGUGGCUAUACUCUUUGCCAUCCCGCUUUAAUAUUUCAACCAUAUCUUAUAAAUGCAUUAACGGGUGACUUU